AUCAAAUUUUGCGCAACAUAUCGGAGUCAUGCGUUAGGUCAUAAUUUUACCGGAAGUAUAUUUCGCUAAUUAAACACGUGCGUGUCUCGACCAAUGAGAAUUCGCGUCUACCCGCAAUGCAUGCUGCACAUCCAUAUAUGGUCAAGCCGCAUGACUGCUCUCGACAUUGUGGGCAUUGCGCCAUUGCAGAAUGUCAAGCUAGUUUGGCGGGAAGGAUAUUCAUUUGCCGACACCGAAUUUUGUUCAACUUUCUCCAUUCUUAUAUUGAAUACAAGGUAAGUAGAAGGCUUUAUAGGCAAGGCCUUAAGGUCUUUUCCGUUGGAGAAAAGGAGACGUUUUGCUGUGAAUUUUGAAGACACAAAGACAAAGUGACGACUGUCAGACAUGCAUGACUCACGAGUUUAUUUAUAUAUACCUCACCUUCGCUUGCAGACUGUCAAAGUAAAUGGCUCAACAUUCUACUUCGUAUUCAAGUCUUAGCCGAGCACAGUUAACCGUCGAAUAUCUUCACACAAACAGGUAAGUUGUGGCCGUUUUGAGAGCUUUUACGUCGCUUUGUGGCUUGAAUUCUUGCGAAAAAAGUAUCGGAUAUACUUGGCCAUGUGUUUUGUUGUGGAGACGAGCUGUCUUUGCGCUGAGCUAUUGAGGGCUGUUAUAAUAGUUUUUCCUGUGGCUAAAAACACGUCAUUGCAAGAUUUGGUAUAGUUGUACGUAUUCCAGGACAAUAAUUGUUGGUCAUUUGGAUUUUCUGAAGAGAAAUGGUCAGAGUAUGGUAUUUAAAUUCGAGCGAAGAAAUGCUUCAUCAUUCAUCAAGACAUAGUCGCGUGAAUAAACAUUUAAACGUUUAAUAACAUUUCCUUUCGUCCCGUUACGCUAACAGAACAAUAUCCUGAACAUAAUUUGUGUUUGAUUAUAGAAAUGCACUAUUUCAUCCGGCCAAAACUCAUGAAACUAUGAACACUUUGCUUUUGAGUUUCGAGGUGUCGCAUAUAAGAAGAAUGUUUCAUACAAUAACAAACAUUCCAACGUCAAGAAAAUAUACACUAGCGAUUUGGACUAGAAAAUUUAGCCGUUUGAAACAUAAUUUCGUGCUUAAAUACCGCCUACAUGCAUUAAUUUUUAGUUAAAAGCAAAUUGGUGAAGGUUUGUUAAUUUAGCCUUGUCAAAAGGUUGAAAUAUUCAAGUUGAAAUGAGACACUUCAAUUCACACAGCGGCAAGAACACAACCGGCGUCUGUGACUUUGUUGUUGCGCGUUGCGGCAAACAAGAAACUUUAUAACGACGUCUUUAAUACUGUAUAUUGCUCACGUUUCAGUACAACUCAUGAAUUCUUAUUUGGAGCUUUGGCUGAAUUGGUGGAUAACGGACGGUAUAGUAUAGCUUCUUCACGCUAUUCAGCGCGUUUGAACAAUUGCGUGUCUUCCCAGCUUGCCAGCGAUCAAAAGUGCAUUCAAUAUGCUAACACGCGAGAGUCAGCACUUGUGAGUGUUUCAAGUUAAGACAGCUGCUGUUAGUUAUUAUGUAUUGUAUUCCCUGUAAAAAUGCUUUUCUUGUGUUAGAAUUAUUGGGAAAAUAAUUCCAGAUGAACGCUAUUCUGUGGUAUUGGAAUUUGCUUAGCAAAGCACAUUUUAAUUGACUACCGGUGGGGAUGCAUUCUCGGAUGUAUUUAUAAUAAAACUCGUUACUGAAAAGUAACUGUGGUUUUCUAGACAUUUUAAGUAUGUGUAUCAAUACUGUGAAGUAAUUUUAAUAUCUAUGUAGAUAUUUCCAUGUAGAUAUUAAUUGAAUUUGUAAAAAUAGCAACUGACAUAUUCAUUGUGACAUUUUCUCUCCAACAGGGAUGCAGGAGCCACGAAAAUGGAGAUCUUUACAGGUUAGUGGAUGUUGUUAUUUUGAUUCAAAAUAUUCAUCUAUUCUCUUUGAUUGCUUUUAGCAAUGUUUGCUAUAUCCACUCGAUAAAGAGCAGCAUUUGGAAGGGGAAUUAGUGAUGAUAGAAGCUAUUGUGCAACAUGUUAUACAUUCUUUGCAUAUCUCAAGUCACAAGAUCCAGAAAUACCAGUUGGGUGCCAGUUUUGGUCAAAAGAAAGAGUCUAUUCAAUAUUAUUUGAAUAGUGGCUGCUCAACAAUCUUGUGAAUCAAUCUAUCUGGGAUCAGGCAAUCAAAGUUAAAUAGAUCUGAAUUGCCUUCUGGAGUGAUCGCAAAUGCUGUGGUGGGCCUGCAAUUAGUGUGAAAUGAAAAUUGGUCGAGAAUAACAGUGCCAGAGUUUGAUAGGAUUGGCAUAUGGGAUUUAGUUUCAUUUCCUGUUGAGAAUAUUGGUCCGAAGCAUUCAACUAAGGCAAAAGUUGCACACGUCAGUAUUAAUCAUCACAAUUGCCCUGUGGAGCAAUUUAUAUUUUCAUUGAAUGAAAGAAGUGAUGGGCAGUGUGGCACAAAUAAUUUGCUUUCAUUUCCUGUUGUCCAUUAUUGGUCCAAACCAUUCUAAAGUUUAAACCAAGAUAUCAAUGAAAUACAGAGGUAUCGAUUGCAAAUAGUGAAAGCAAGACAGAGGAAACACAGUGAUGAUUCUUCAGAAAGUGCCAUUCCUCAAUUAGAAUCUAGAAUAAUCCUUAAACAUCACAUCAAAACUAUGGUGGAGUCUAUAAUAGCAGUCAUCAAGAUGAAUCUUUGGUGUUUCAGCAAAUUAUGAAACUGGCCUAGGGAAGUAAAUAUAAUGGUCUACAUUGAGCAAGGAAGGUAUCCAGUGAUAAAGAGGUCAGAAAGUUGAUGUUGAAGAGAAUUGUAGUAGCAUAUUUUAUUUAGCCUUAUAAUGAAACCAAGCACACAAUAUUCUCCACAGAAACACAGCCAUAAUGAUUACUACAAGUUUUGAUAAGUGUCAUGAUAGAGCCUGUAUGGACCACUGGUUAACAUCAUUUUGCACAUUCAUUAAAUCAACUGUCACAGAAAAAUAACCAAUUUUAUAUGUUGACAAUAAAGCUGGCAAAUGAUGUUGUUUUCCUGCAUUUAUGAGCAAGUUUGGAACAGAAGCAGUUUUGAAUGUGGCAAUUAAUUAAAUUAAAGGAUGGCCCAUUAUUCCUUGAUGAAAAAUCAUGUCAGUCUUAAAGUACAGUAGCAGAAUUGAACAGUUGUCAAGAGGAAUUAUAUAUGGUCCCAAAAAUUCAUGGAAACAGAAUAUGUGUGGUCUUAGAUGGUGUGAAAUUGAUCAACCUUUGACAAGAUCUAUAAUCAGAUGACAAAGAAUAAGUGUGCUGAAGAGAGAUUGAUUCACCUUGGAUUAUCACAGAAUAUAUGUUCAUAAGACAGAACCCAAGUCAUACCAUGGGAAUUAAUAAUAAUUUGUAACUCCCCAUACCCAUGGUCAUACAGAGAGCCUGUCACAUGCAGACAAAAACUACAAGUGUUAAAAUGACGAGUUUCUGAGUAUUUAAAACCUUCAAACGUCUAUUAUCUGGCAGAUAUUGAUUGCCAGAUGUCUCAUAUUGCCAAAUAAACCGAAAAUUGGUUAGAAAAUGUAGUAGCACUAGACAAAACAUGCAAUUUCCAAUUGUUUGAGAAUCUAGAACAUGCUGAGGCGAAUUCAGAGAUGACCAACUUGUGAUGAUACAAAAUAUUCAAGAAGUUAUAUGAACUAAAACGUGAUUAACCCAGAAACUGAGAAGGAAAUGCUCUAAGAUUUAAAUCAAUACAAAUACAAGAAAAUGGCGACAAAAAGGAUCGAUUAAAUGCGAUGUUUUGCUCAAUGUUUUGCAUUGAGAAAUGGUUGUGUCAAGAUGGCUUACUCAAGAUGCGUUUGUAGUGGCUGUAUGGAAAACAUUUAAUUCUUUUAUCUGUCAAAGAAGUGGUUUCGUUGAGUGAAUGUGACAGAGCCUUGUGUAGAAUGAAUGUAAAGAAAAAAACGGUAAGACAGGAUAGGCUCUACAGACGAACCAGUGUUUGCAGGUAUGAUGCUAAGUUGAAAGUUGAAUACUUAAUAGUAAGUUUUCUUUGUAAAUUAUAUACUUGAAUUAUAUACUAUACUAUAUUAUAUAUAGAUUAGUUUGUACUUUGGAAAUUACGGUUCUGCAAAUACAGAGCCAGUUCGGAAAUUUGAAAUUACAGGAUUUCAAAUAUAUUGCCGUUUGAAUAUCAGACAACAAGGGAAAAAAUUUAAAAACCUGCAAUGUGAAACUGUAUAUCGCUUUUUGAAUAAGAAUACAAAGACCUGCUUUUAGUUCCUUAUACGGAAAAUGAGUUUCCCGCCCAAAACAUUUCAGAACUGUCAAGUUUUUAAAGUUGAUGAGAGAAGACAACUACACCGUGAAUGUAUAUCGAAAUGAAACAAAUUACUCGUCCAAUUUAUAACUUUUCGAGCAAAACCCGUAAAUUCGCAGAGUAUUGCCAAUGAAAAAUAAGACAAUUUAAAAUAUUGGUAAACUUGGCUAUUCAAAAAAGUCCUGCAAACACUACAACACCUAAAUAUGCAACACGAACGUCCUGACAUCCAGCGCAAAGGUAUUUCCAAUAACAAGAUAAAGUCGUUGAACAAAGAACGGAAAAACAAAAUACAAGUGUUCUAGCCACAUAAAUUUUGAAACCAAUGGUAUAUUUGGCCAGCCUACUGUACGAAAUUCUGUCUAAAUGUUUAUUUCAACUAUUACAAACCGCUCGCACACAGCAAUUGAAGGAGACCAACUGCAACAUUUCAAGAAAACGCGAAGGGAAAAGAAAUGCAUCAUCGAAAUGAAGAUAAUGAUGGAGACCGCAAAGUUUCGUUUUUGUGUGAUGGCUUGGUCGUAGCUUCGUGAAAUAAGUCUGUUUUAUUUCUUUCGUAAAGUGCAGACGAACUCUAUAUAGACGCGUCUAUACUGUUUGGCGACGCUAAAAACCGUUUGGCAAGAAAACCAGUCUGUGUUCAAAUACAAAAAGAAGCCACACUUUCUCUAUAUGUUGUCCAAUUGUGGUGCAAACUUGAUAGGAGGGUGAAGCGAGCGUUUGAUGAGUUAUUUUGUGAUUCCCAAGAGAAAUGGCGAACGACAUUAAAAGAGACAUGUAAGAAAAGUUUACACAGCAUGAAAUGUGAAGGCAAACGUACACGAAAUUAACGCAAUUGACCAGGAAGAACGCUCCGAAAGGAUGAACCAACGGUAAACGACAGCACCUUACCAUCGGUUAUAUUCAAAUCCCGACUUCACAUUCCGACAGCCAGUAAUGUCAACUACUUACAAUCACCAAGUCUUAGAGAAGGCAACGCCAUUAUUGCGCUCAAUGGAUAUUAUUUGUAUUGAACGCCAGAAGUCGAGAUCAUUCACUUCAGGCCAGACAAUUUUUGGAAUCUCGUCAAUCUUUAGUCUUUACAAUAAAUUCCAUUUUGUUUUGAAGGACCCAAGUCACCCAACCUGUCUUGGAAAUUGAUACACUCUGCUCUUGAGUCUAGCCAUGCAUGCAAAGUUGAUUCUAACUGACGAGAUAACGUUGGAUUUUUGUUUCUUACAGUUGCCAGUAAUAACGUCUUCGGCAAAUAUCUGCUGUGCUUUUGUGACGAUGGAGAAGGCAUGGAUCCAAGUACGUGAAUACAUGCAUUGUUACAUUCUAUAUUCCUUUUGGUAUUUUCCGUGAAGUACAAGUAAACAUAACAACUUAUGUAAAGUUAUUGUAUUGGUAAAGUAGGCAUAAUAUACACCUAUACACUAUUAUUAGAUAAACUAUGAUUUUUUAGCCAAGUGUAGAAUAGUAACGGGUUUAACGUUUUUGAAGUACAUUUGUGAAACUCCUUAGUGUAGAAACACAAAAGAAAGCAUAACCGUGAAGGAGUUUGUAUAUCUGAUACAAAAUCAUGCCGAUUUACAUAAACUUUUAAGUUCAAUUUUCUCACCAAAUAUCAUUCAUUUAUUUUAAAUUGUUGAAGAAUACGAAUAUUCUCAUCAAGACGUUUUACAAGCCAAAUAUACAACAUCAGCGGCCAUGUUGUAUCGGAUAUACAAACUCGAGCCGAAUGCAGAUAGUACAUAAAAAUCCGUCAAAUUAGGUGAUCUACAAAUUUGUAAUGUUAGGUGAAAUGUUAUUUUGUAGCUGAAGUAUCGAACGUAAUACAGUUCGGUCGCUCCACGAAACGUGUGAUGGAUUCCAAAAUGAUCGGACAAUACGGCAAUGGUCUUAAAUCGUAAGUACAGGAUCUAAACAGGAAGAAAUCAAGAAGUUUUUAAAAAGGAAGAAAUUUAACACAACGUUCUCUUGUUACAGUGGUUCAAUGCGUAUUGGCAAAGAUAUGAUCUUGUUUACAAAAAAGUAAGUUGCAAACUUAACAAAUGUGAAAACCAGGAAAGGGUGUUUCCGUUAAAAAAAAUGGUGGAGUAAAUACCUUCGGCGUCUUUACAUUGUCAUUUCUACUGUUGUUUCUUGACUUACUUUCCUGAGUGUCUCAUCAAAUGUUGGACGAUCAGAUCUUCUCAUUCUUAACAUUUCCUCUUUAAGCACACCUCUUGUUACACUUUCAAUAUACAACCAUCAAGCCAUUUUGAUUUUGUAAAAAAAGAAUCUUUUGAACGUAGUUUUUAAUGUGCCAUGUUUUAUUGAAGACUCCACCGAUGUAAUUAUUUUUCUUGGAAACUUUCUCCCAGGCAUGGAACGAUGAGCUGUCUGUUCUUGUCUCGCACGUUUCACGAACGAGAGGGAAUUAACGAAGUAAGUGAAACCUUCAAGAAGAGAGAUCAAAUAUGGAUGAUACGAUAUCAAAAUAAAUUUUCUUUAUUGUACGAGGUGGAGUCUUUCAAAUACAACCAUGUUCUUCUGUAGGUGGUAGUUCCAAUUCCUUCCUGGGAUGUGGCGACAAAGAAACCGCUCGGCAGGUCAAAACGAGAGCUAGAAAAGGUACAAUCGAAAUUUGAAGAAUCUUCCUAGAGGCUAAAACAGGAACGACCUUAAUGAACCUCUGUACAGUUUAGAACUGAUAGAAAUAUUCAUAUAAAGUUGAGAACAGUUUAGAACUGAUAGAAAUAUUCAUAGAAAGUUGAGAACAGUUUAGAACUGAUAGAAAUAUUCAUAUAAAGUUAGAACAGUUUAGAACUGAUAGAAAUAUUCAUAUAAAGUUACUUGAAUUUAGUUUUUCUCCUGUCCUCACAACGAGUAAGGGAAGCGUGGCCGUUACUGGACCUCCAGAAAGACCGGUUUAGAACUGAUAGAAAUAUUCAUAGAAAGUUGAGAACAGUUUAGAACUGAUAGAAAUAUUCAUAGAAAGUUGAGAACAGUUUAGAACUGAUUGAAAUAUUCAUAUAAAGUUAGAACAGUUUAGAAUUGAUAGAAAUAUCCAUAUGAAGUUACUUGAAUUUAGCUUUUCUCCUGUCCUCACAACGAGUAAGGGAAGCGUGGUAUAACAUAAAGUUAGUUUCGUGUACCGACGAAUGCAGUAUACCCAUCAAGUGUUUACAUUUUUGCAGCAUCAAGUUGAACUCCAGAUUAUCCUGAAAUACUCGCCUUUUAAAUCCGAAACUGAACUAUUUGAAUAUUUUGACAAAAUCAAAACUAAAGGUAUAAACGGUCGUUAUUACCAUCAUCAAUAUUUACCAUUCGGCAACUGAACUUUCUCUAUUGCUUAUCUCUUAAAACCAGGAACUUUAGUCAUGGUCUUCAAUAUGAAACUCUUGGAUUCAGGCGAAACUGAACUCGAGGUACUGUAUAGAGUAUUAUGACCACGCCUUUGACUCUUUGAAAGUUUAGUGAAUAAAACAUCGUUCAAUUUUCAUGUAUUUUUUCUCCAGCCAUCUGAUGAUGACAUCGUCAUGCGAGAGUUGUACGAGGAACAUGUUGAUGAUAAAAGGUAACGGAUAUUUUUUAGGGAAUGAACUGAUAGAAAAAAAAGAAAUCGCCUUACUGGACCUCUGGGGAGAACUGCUUAGAACUGUCCAGAACUGGCGUAUAGCUGCUAAAGAUAGUUGAAUUUAGUUUUUGAUAUUUUUACUAGUGUUAUGCCGGAACGAAAAUCGUUUCGUGCCUACAGCGCCAUUUUGUAUUUGGACCCAAGAAUGAAGAUGUACAUUCAGGUAACAAUUCAUUUUCUAUCGUCGAUUGAGAAGUAAAUCAAAUAGUGUUUUUUAUCACACGAGAUGACAAAUCAAUCAAAAUACAUUUCAGGGGAAGAAAGUGCUUACAAAACGAUUGGGAGACAACUUAUACAGACCCAAGUAAGAAGGCUGAUUCACCCUAUUGCUCUACCCAUUGAGCGAAACUGCUGGUGAUUUUGGUUUAUCACUGAUAAACCCUAAUACGCCAAAAAGGCUUUAAUGGAUUAAACCUAACACGUAAAGAAUGGUGUUAUUACACGAAUGUUCUCUUUUCUUGCAGGAGUUAUUUCUUUACGUCGAAAAGAUUUAAAACUCGAUCAGAACGCGAGGCAAAUAAGGCCAUGGUAGACGCAAAAUCCGGUGAGCGUGUUAGUGAAUAUCAUGCAUGGGGUUUCUGCAUAUUACUAACUUCAUUUGUUUCAUUGUACCUUUUAGCUGGCGACAAGGCGAUAGAGCUGGAAACGAUCGCAAAGUAAUUACAUUUUUCAUUCUGUCCAUUGUUUGUACGACAUGUGUUAUUGACAGUUUUCGUGUUUUGUUUAGGGAAGUGCAACAAGAAGACCAGAGUAUAUCCAAGGAAUCUAGAGUAGGGAGUAAAAUAUUAAAAUUGCUUUUGAUAUCACACGAAUAAUCAGGAUUAUACCUGCGGGUUUUUUGUUUGUGGAAAUGUUGAAAUUUAAGUCCCAAUGAUGUUUUUAUUUUAGGCAAGAAUACGGCAAGCUCAAGACAGCGCAUUGAAAGCCAGAACAGAAGCUGAUCUGAAGAAUCAAAUUGCUACAACGAAACAAAAGUAAGAGAAGUGACAUUCAACGGCGCCAUCGUCUAACCAUGCUACCAUAAAGGCAGCGUGUUCGCACGUGCGAUCCUCGUGUUUCAAUCUUAUUCGAGUUCCGUUGUUUCUAGAUCUCUAAAAGAACCCAAGACAUUGACGUUUACGUUUGGUUUUAACAUCAACCGACGACAUUCGUACGGCUUGUUCGUCUAUAAUUGCAACAGGUUUGUUUGGAAAUACCGUUUGGCUGAUCUUGUUUCAAUUCUCGUUUUCACACAAUCAACAAAAUCUUAUUAUAGGUUGAUCAAAAUGUACGAGAAGUCAGGAUUUCAAUCUGAUGGCAAAAGGUUCGUUGGAUUGUGGUUUUGGAAAUAAAGCACGCAGCUAUAUAGGUUCAUGUAGUACAGCUUACAAUAUUUGAUUCUUCAGUAGUUUUGGAAAUAAAGAACGCAGCUAUAUAGGUUCAUGUAGGACAGUUUACAAUAUUUGUUUCUUAAUUAUUUAGAGCUUAUGCUGGAAUAGUUGGUUUUGUGGACGUACCGUAUCUCGUGUUGGAACCAACUCACAAUAAACAAGACUUUGCAGACGCCAAGGUAUGAAAAUACGGUGUGUUGGCGUGCAGGUAGUGACGAGAACAAGACAUCUGUGGAUUGAGAGGGAUACAACUACCUGGAAAUAUAAACAGAAAUGCGAGUGAAGGCGCUUCGUCGGAAAUGGACAAUUAGCCAUUAAUCCGAAGUUGAUGGGAGGACUGGGGACGAGUGUUAAAAAGUGCCCAAAUUAAGAAAUGAACCAAAUCACUAAAAGGACCACCUCAAAAUUAGUAAGUAUACAAAGUUUGAAGACGUUUACAUGAAUACCCUUCGAAUAACAAGCUUUCGAAAAUCGCGAUAUUUACUAUGAAAUGUAUUGUAAUUUCUUGUUUUUGGGGACGCGCAAAAACAAUCUUUUAAUCAGUAAUUUCACAAUUUUCGAAAGCCUAUUAUUCUAAGGGUAUUCAUAUAAACGUCUUCAAACUUUGUAUACUUACUAAUUUUGAGGUGGUCUUUUUAGUGAUUUGGUUCAUUUCUUAAUUUGGGCACUUUUUAACACUCGUCCCCAGUCCACUCAUCAACUUCGGAAUGGCUAAUUUGUAAGAGAGGAGAAUCGAACAUGACUGCUAAAAAGAACAUAAUGAAAUUAAUAAAAUUGCAAAGUUUCGUUGCAAAAUGGUUGUAAAGCUUGCAAAAUUUGCAAAUUUUGUAUAUGUUUGUAUUACGUGCGGAAAUUCUUACCACAUCUUCGGCUCAAAAAUGGUAACAAUUUCCGCACGUAAUACAAACAUAUACAAAAUAUGCAAACUUCGCAAGGCUAUAUUUUCCAUAUUUUACAACAUUUCUUAACCAAAUUUUGCAAUUUUACUAAUUUUAACAAGUUUUUUACGAGAAUGUACUUUUUUGCCUAGAUCAAAAAUUAAUCUAACAUGCGAGUGUCUAUUGGUAGCCUGCUAGUUCGCUUGAAACGUCGCUGCUCGUAUUUUUCAAUUAGUUGCAUGAUCCCUCUCACAAUCUGCAGCUGUCUAUGAAAAUAAUCGUCUCCUUUGUGAGGUCGGUUUGGCAAUAUCAACGACAGAUGUCGAAGGAGAAGUGUAGUUAAAUUUGAGAUAUAAAGUUCCUUCUAUGAUUUAGGAAUACAAACAUCUACUUCGUUCAAUGGGUGAACAUCUCACGCAGUAUUGGAAAGAUAACGCGCUUACCGGUAAGUCAUUGGCGGCGAUCUUUCUUUGUAUACGUUGCUCUCCUUGGAUACGCAGCCACCGGCGCCAUCUGCCGGAGAGAAAAACAAACAUUUCAUAUAAUAUCCCAGUCCUGUGCUACGUAACAGAAACUGUAUUAAUUUCAAUGUAUUUUCUCUUCAACCGUGUGGACUCUACUGUUAGUCAUUGCACUCCUUUGGGCUUUGAUGCAAAUAAUGAGACUAUGGAAAGUCGUCUUGACUUUGAAAUCCAAAUCAUAGUCAGAGCAAAUGAAUAUUUUCACUACAGUACAUUGUUUGAUGAAGAUUUACGGAUCGAAAAGUAGUUAAAUCAAUAAAACUUUAUAAAAAUUAAUAUUUUCUUAUACUUUAGAAAACAGUGUUGGUAAUUUCUGGGACCAGUUUGGUUACAUCUCUAACGACGUGGAGGAGGAACCAUCGGACGAACCGAAAUACCUAAGGAAACGAGCCAUGCAGUUGCCGUGUACGGUACAAUGUGGUAAGUAUCUGUAGAAAUGGUUAGAUGGGUUUCACAUGGUGAAAAAUUUCACAUGGUGGUCAACCUGAGUGACAAAGUAAAGGAAGUGUAAGAGAGUAAAUGCGUGUGUGCCAAUCAUCCUUACUUGCAGCUGAGAGCUAAGCUGAAUUGCAAAGGACUCAGCUCAGUCAGACGAGUGAUCAAGUCGAAGGCUUUCUAAUGGCGCCUCCGGGAGGAGGAUAAUCCCAACCCUGCCCAUCUACAUUCCCUGUUUAGGAGACUGGAGUGCAUGACUCUUUUCACACAAGUCUGCAGCAAGACUCGAACUCAGAGAUGAAAGGCGCCUGCUCUGACGCGACCGAAGAGAUGUAAAUUAAUUUGCUUCUACAACAAGUGUCGGCAGGUUUGAAGUCGACGACCAUCUGCCGCGUCCCUGACUGCAACCUAACAAUGGAUUGUUCACUUUUCCUCCAGUUAAUUAAAACAAUUUUCUAUCGCAGCCAAUUGUCUGAAAUGGAGAACGCUACCGUUUUCGGCGAAGAAUAUUGGACGAACAUUUGAGGAUACAUGGACGUGCUCAUCAAGCAAUGACCCUGAACGAAACAAGUUAGUUUUUUGUUUGUGGCUUGAUGGUAUUCACUUGUUUGUUUUGAGAGUAAAUGUUGUAUAAGGAAAAUCUUAGCAUAAGAUUAAAUCCUCCAGGUAUUAUUGUGAACGCCAUUUUCUACUUCAAUCGUAGCAUAGCUUAUUUCUUUGUUUCCUGACCACUAGAGUGGAACUAAUGACAUCCUUCCGUUCACAAUUGAUAUAUAUAGCUUUUGCUGUCCAAUGCAUCAACAUUUGAUUUACUUCCAAGUACUUGCUCAUGUGGCAUUGUCUCGUUGUAGGUGUUCCGCACCGGAACAGAAGUUCACCCCGCCAAUUGGAAGUCUUCAGAAACAAACCAAGACGGCUGAAGAAAAACAACGAGAUUUAAUAGAAGACAUCAAGAAAAAACAAGAGAAACUCAAUCAGCUUGAAGUAAGAAGCCAUUGUUAAAUCUCAAACCAAAAUACAGAUUUGCAUACAGCACACAAUGGAUAAAAUAAUGUCGAUCCAGGCUAUUUUACAUCCGUGACCACGACUUAUUAUCUCUUUCUCAUACCCAGGUUCCACCAAAACGGAAUGUGACAGCAGAACCAGCUAAACUUGUACUUCAGGUACUAUUUAGGGAACUUAUUAUAAAUUUUUAGGCAUUUCAACUUUCCUUCGUUCUAACCCUGAAAAUCCGAAUUUCGUUUUCUCAUGUUCGUCUCACUUACUUUAAGGUACCACCCAGAAGCGCUACCGUGCCUAAACCCAUUAUACCUAAGCCAACAAUUAUCACCCAACCUAGAACCACACCUCAAAGAAUUGCACAUCAACCAACAGCAAGGUCUACCCCUCAGACAACCACCAGAUCAACUCUUCAAGUGACACAGAGGUUUACCGCCAAGGCAGCGCCGAAACAAACCUCUCAACCAGCACAGAAACGAACCCCUCCGGCGAAACAGCCGACGCUACCCACCCCCAAACAGCCUGUGCGAGCGAUUUCCGCGCCUACCAAAGCAACCGGGAAACCCACAGCUAAAUUGGUAAGUAUAAUGGACUUGGCCUAGUAUGCCAUAUCUUUCUCGACAGAUAAAGUAUUUCUAGGUUGGAGUAUCCAACAACAUAUUGUAGUAAUUGUUACCUUGUUUUCAUGAAGACACCGAUAGCGAGACAGACGUCAGCUGGAACUAUUGCCACCAACAGAUCAUCAGUGACUGGCUCGAACAAACGAGAACAUCCUACGGCAGAAAAAGAGGUACGUUGUUAGUUGUUAUUACAGUAAAUAAAUACAGUCAAGAAAGUUUAAGGCCCUAGGACGAUUCUUAUCCUGGCGUAUCUACUCGAAUAAAAGCGUGUAAAAAUGUCACCUUUCAAAUUUCGCCACGAGCUGAUGAACAGGAAUAGUGGCGUCAGCAGUCAUUUUCAUACACCAGAAUGACAAUCGUAUAACGACUAUAGUCAUAUCGUGUAAUCGUAUAGCGAAAUUGGGCAAGAUAUCUAGAUAGUGAUAUUUUUCAAGCUUUGAUAAAUUGGUCGUUGAUUGAUAUAACCAAGAUUAAAAUUUAGUCAUUUUCAAGCAUUUUUACAAAGGGUAAAAAAUCACUAUCCGCUGGGUAGCGCUAUCUCCGGCCUUCGUAUAAACCACAAGGCUAUAUUACCUUACAAAGCACAUAAUCCAUUAUUUAUUGUGACGUGUUUUCAGAUCUGCGAGGUUCAACCUAAACGAAAGAGAAACGAAGUCAGUUCAUCUCAGGUACACCACACUUCACAACUAUUGUAAAGUCAAAUGUACUCGUCGCUAUUUCUCCAGUGAGGGCUAGAUUCAACAACGUUUUCUGAAUAAAAUUAUAAGAAUUUCUUAUCUAUAUAGGAUGUCCAAGAACCCGAGGAGUAUCAAUCUGACAACAGCGAUAAUGCUCAGAGUGAUGAUGCUAAUGCUCAAUCUAAACUUUCCAAAUGUAAGUACAGUUGAACACGAGACCUCGUUCUCAUAUAAGGCAUAUAUAAUUUAUCUUAACUCGUUUUGUUCCAAAGUAACAAUCUUUCGCACAUUUUCUAUUUCAGACAAGAAAGGUAUUGUGGUCGAGGUGUUUGUAACUCCGAGAUGGUAUGUGCCCUUAAAAUUUGUUAAUAUUUUGCUCGUGUAGAUGAUAAAUUUGUGACAAAUGCAUUUGUGACAAAUGCAUUUGUGACAAAUGCAUUUGAACAAAAGCUAGCAUGCUAGCUUUUGAUCAAAUGAAAUUUGCUCGUGUAAACGGGGCUUAACUAUCACAAGUUGAGAAUGAUGCUCACAAAACCGGACUAUAUUAAACAAUGCAUGUACGUUGUUUCUUCCUAGGUAUUUGGGCAAAGUUGUCGCCGUGAAACAUCGCAAAAAUGCUCCAGCGAAAGUGAAGGUGAAAUUCGACAAUUACCAGAAAGACAAAUACGACAAAUGGUAAGACAUAUAGCAGCAGUAUAUUCAUUGCAUUGAACUUGUCAUCAAAAUGGUAAGACAUAUAGCAGCAGCAGUAUAUUCAUUGCAUUGAACUUGUCAUCAAAAUGGUAAGACAUAUAGCAGUAGUAGUAGAUUCAUUGCAUUGAACUUGUCAUCAAAAUGGUAAGACAUAUAGCAGUAGAUUCAUUGCAUUGAAUUUGUCAUCAAAAUGGUAAGACAUAUAGCAGCAGUAGUAUAUUCAUUGUAUUGAACUUGUCAUCAAAAUGGUAAGACAUAUAGCAGUAGUAGUAGAUUCACUGCAUUGAACUUGUCAUCAAAAUGGUAAGACAUAUAGCAGUAGUAGUAUAUUCACUGCAUUGAACUUGUCAUCAAAAUGGUAAGACAUAUAGCAGUAGUAGUAUAUUCAUUGCAUUGAACUUGUCAUCAAAAUGGUAAGACAUAUAGUAGCUGUAGUAUAUUCAUUGCAUUGAACUUGUCAUCAAAAUGAUAAGACAUAUAGCAGUAGUAGUAUAUUCAUUGCAUUGAACUUGUCAUCAAAAUGGUAAGACAUAUAGUAGCUGUAGUAUAUUCAUUGCAUUGAACUUGUCAUCAAAAGUGACCUAAUGUUUCCCUUGAAUAGGUACGAUGAAACACACAAAGACCUAAAACUGUUAACGGUAAGUGAAUAUAUAAUGUACAUAGUAUUCUUCAAUAAACUGUCGAUGUUUUGCUCGAAGUAACUGGGUACUGAACGGGAGACGUCGAAAUUUUAUUAAACGUCCUUCAAAAUUAAGAUUAUCUGACGAAAACGUCAACAAUUUAUUUUAAUAUUUAAAAAUACGUUGUACGUUGAAAACAAUUUGGAAUAUUUUAACCCAACAUGAAGCUUUUUCAUUUGACCAGCUUCCAACUCCUGCUAUAUAUAUCUAUUACUAAAAUAUUAAUAUUUACCUAUUUUCUCCAUUCUUAGGAGGACUAUCCAAUGUCAGAAGAUACCAUGGUUAAUUCACCCUCAUCCACCACUCCUACCAGCACCACGACAGCUGAUCUACCAUCCACAGGUCGAGAAGCAACCACCACGUCGUCACCCACCACUGGUACCUCCCUGAAAGAUACGGUGAUUGCUCUGGACAAAAUGUUGAGGUAAGUAGUAGAUACUCCCCAUUCGAGACAACGGUUCGAGGGUGGUAGUGACUGGACUGUUACUUCAAUAGGAUCACAUUGUCAACUUCGAGGUCACGCUAUUGUUUCAGUAAACUGCUGUAAUUCAAAAUUAUACAAUUCUAAACUUUUCCCAUAUUUUGUUUAGGUCGUGUAUAUCUUAUAUAUUAGUACCAGAGUUUUCGACCACUUCACAUCAACUGGAAACUAUGUCGUUAGAAGAACUUCAGAACUUUCAACUGGUAAGUAUGCAAGGCUUGCAGUUCUCUGAUUAUAUCUCACCUCAGCCGCUUGCGAGAAAGAAUGCUUCCAGCGUGACUCUAUCAAACAUCGCAGAUUUUUCUGUAGUAACUGGAUUCCUAAGUGUAAAUAAAGUUUAGAAUUUAGUUUAGGUUUCCUCUUGUAGUAACACUGGACCAAUAAGAGAUGAUCCUUACUGGACCUCUAGGAAGAACAGUUUAGAACUGAUAGAGCUAUCCAGUAUCAAUAAAGUUAGUUUAGUUUAGGUUUCCUCCUGUAGUAACACUAGAUCAAUAAGAGAUGAUCCUUACUGGACCUCUAGGAAGAACAGUUUAGAACUGAUAGAGCUAUCCAGUAUAAAUAAAGUUAGUUUAGUUUAGGUUUCCUCCUGUAGUAACACUGGAUCAAUAAGAGAUGAUCCUCACUGGACCUCUAGGAAGAACAGUUUAGAACUGAUAGAGCUAUCCAGUAUAAAUAUAGUUAGUUUAGUUUCCCUCCUGUAUUAACAUCUAAUCAAUAAAGAAUAAUCCUAUAGAGCUAUCCAGUAUAGUAGAAGCACUGGAUCAGUAAGAAAUUGAUGGUGCAAACCAGACUUAACGCUCCGUAUAUUUUAUAGGAUAAACUUUUCGACGUUCACAGCGAAAGCAUGAACACGGUGAGUUCACUCUAUACAUAAAACUUUCUCUACAUAUGCAUACAAUUCACUUACAUGUUGUAGUUAUUGUAGAUGAUGGUUGAAAGAAACGAUGGGUUGUCCAAGAAACUUGCUGAAAAAGAAAAAGAAUUAGUGGAAAAUAAAAAACGUGAAGUCGACUGCAAGACGACCUUGUCGAACCUACGGCGGACGGCAGCGAAACUGAUCCGAGCGUUAAACGAGGUAGGUUGCAUAAACUCAUUGCUGAAGUGAGCAGUUGUACCCGAGAAGAGUGCUUCUAGUAUCAAACACCGCUGCUCUUUACACACGAUUGAGCUCUCCAGUAGAAAUCAUUAGUUCAGUUCAGAUAUCCUCCUGUAGUAACACUGGACCAAUAAUAGAUAGGGAGAAAAAUGUAGAAAUGAUGGAAGUGGAACUAUAUCCAAUAUAAAUAAAGUUAGUUUAUAAAGAUAUGAAAACAUUGAAUACCUUAUCUCCUGACAUCACAGAGUAUACAUCACUUGGGGAGCAAGGUAGCAGCAAAGUUCAAAACUCCACACAUAUGAUUCAGGAAUACAUGUAGAUCUGCUCUCUCCAAGAGUAAAUACGUCAUCGUCUUGACAAGACUUUACCUGCUGUUAGCUAAACAGAUUCUCAAAUUUAUCAGUCAGGAAUUAAAAACAAAUUUUCCUUGCUUUAGAAUCCAGAGGAGAGCAGUAUAGCACCGGACGAUGAUUCAGAGAAAGUUGACGUUCUAUUAGAAGCAAUUGCCGAGCAAGCAUUAGCGAGUGAUGCGAGCUGAUGUAGUCAUCCCGUUUUCUACCAUACGUGUUUAUACUAAACGUGUUUUGAUGUAUUUGACAUCGUGAAAUGAAGACGUGAAGCUAGGCUUUAAUAAGAUGACAAUUUAACGCCUGUUUUAGACGCGUUACUAUACUCAAUCCCCAACCUAGGAUAGCUCGCAUUAUAUAGUUAGUACUUUUGAAAUCAACAAUGGUGUAAGCUUAGGUACUCUUGUUAUAUUGAAUGAUUCCUUUAACUUUUGAAAUACUAGUACUAUAUACAUACGAGGUGUCAAAAGGUUGAGAAUUGGGUAAAAGUAACGAGCAUGAACCAAAUUUAUCUAUUUGCAAAAGUAAAAUUUUCCUAUCCCGUUUGUGUAAAAAUAAACUUCACAUUGCAAACACUUUACGGCUGAUCGUAAGUAUCAUUGUGAGGGGUUAUUAAAACGUUGAGUUAAGGGUCGCCAUUGCACAUUUGUUGACAUUCCUAUUUUGAAUUCAUUGAAUUUGUACUUGUUCUGUUGGGUUUUGCAACAUAUUUAUUAUAGUUGUAUAUUUUAUAUGUACGGACAACGCAUAAAUAAUAUUGUGUCAAUUGAUAUUUUUAAUAUGUAAAUAUUUAUAGAGUAUUUUUAUGAAGAGAUAUUAAAAUUGUUUUGAAAUGCGAGAAAUAUUUGCGCGUGUGUUGAGCUAUGUCCCUGUUAUGACACAUGCACACUUCUUGUUUCGAGAAAACCAUUUCAAAAGUUAAACCAUAUUCAUAUAAACAUUCUUUUAAAAAAUAUUAUUUAUAAAAAUGUAUCAAUUCAAAAAUAUUUUACUUUAAAGUUCUGUGCAUUUUUAAAUACUAUUUGAAUAAAAUAAAUGACUCACUUUAAAUAUCGUAGAUUUGAAAAUAUUUGCAACUAUUGAAACAAACCGUUCUCAGCAAAGCAUCAUCUGAAGUCGGUCAAAGGAUCUUCGCGACAAUUGAUUGCAUACAGCAAUUUCUCUCGCAUCACAUUCUGGGUUGUAUAUCGCGGUAAUUUCACCAUGAACAUACAUGUCUCCACACGAAUAUAACGCAAGUCGGGUGGACCUGGGAAUAUACAUAUACA
Messenger RNA from Paramuricea clavata, 17920 nucleotides. NCBI's taxonomy places the organism in Eukaryota, Metazoa, Cnidaria, Anthozoa, Malacalcyonacea, Plexauridae. The record is from the annotation of a GenBank genome assembly.